This is a messenger RNA of Nematocida ausubeli, 960 nucleotides long. RefSeq lists its product as uncharacterized. The transcript has a single exon. Bases 1 to 960 code for a protein of 319 amino acids. The record is from RefSeq and is a predicted model, not a curated record. NCBI's taxonomy places the organism in Eukaryota, Fungi, Microsporidia.
AUGCUUAUACCAGACGAGCAGCUAGAAAGAACAUGCCCGCAGGAAGAAAGUAUGCACGGCGAGAGCCGUGGCGAGUUAGAUGUGCUGUAUACCCGAAUAGAAAAUAUGAUAAAAGAGAGAGAAGAAAAGGAGCAGAUACGGAUGAAACAAUUGCUGGGGGCAAUAUCAGAGCAGCUAAAUAAAAACGUAGCUGCACUGUUUGAGAAUAUAAUACAGAAGGAAGUGCGCGGGCCAUUGUGCCAGAAAAUAGAAAAAGUUCUUACCUCUAGAGUUGACCAGAAAAUGAACGAGGUGAGCAACCACUGCAGCAAUGCCGUAGUUGCAUCCAUUGAGGGAAAGGCGCUCAACCAAACCGUCAGUAAAACGCUUAAGAACGCUGUCAUCGAGGGAAUAGUUCCUGUUAUUGAAAAUGGAAUGAACGAAAUAAGACUGCAGAUUUUGGAUAGAAUGAAGGCGAUGCCUCUGUAUGUUGAGAAGUUGGAGGAGGACAUAUCUGACAGCAAGGACGACACAUUUGACAGAAUGGUGGACACACUGAACGACUUCACAGAGCACAUUGAGGAGCACCCCACCGACAUAAUCACCCGCCUGCUUGAGACGAACAUUGCAGAGUGCUUCUCGUAUGUCAUCGGGUCAAACGACCCAGAGAUGUUCCUGUUUCUCCUGGACAAGCUGCCGCCUGAUGCAGAAAUUGACCUGGAUAACUCUUUGCUAGUGCAGUUCGUACAGCAAAUGAUCAUGUUUAUAGGCACAGGCUGGAAGCAGGCAAGGCUUCGUGCGCAGUACACGGCAUUCCUCAGUAACGCGCUGUCCCACAUAAAGAGAAAUAGUCUGAAGGAAAAUGAGCUGCAGACACUGCAGGACAGCAUUCUGCAUCUGCUAAGGGGCUGUCCGUCAUUUGGCAGCACUUCUGGCGAGAGGUACAUGCUUGACCUAAUACAGGAAAUGGGCUUAUAUUAG